Molecule: messenger RNA, 3571 nt
Organism: Cryptomeria japonica (Japanese cedar)
Lineage: Eukaryota; Viridiplantae; Streptophyta; Pinopsida; Cupressales; Cupressaceae
Product: DNA topoisomerase 3-alpha
Exons: 22
Coding region: 793-3336 (847 amino acids)
Biological process (GO): DNA topological change
Cellular component (GO): nucleus; chromosome
Molecular function (GO): DNA topoisomerase type I (single strand cut, ATP-independent) activity; DNA binding; zinc ion binding
Source: RefSeq, a predicted model, not a curated record
AAUGUCCAAUAAACUUCCAUUUAAACUUCUGGGUUUGUUUCUUUGAAAGCAUGUCUACCAGGGCAGUUGCAGCUAUAUCAUCUGAUAAAACUCCUAUUUGCUUCAUUCUGUGAUGGAUGUCCACACCCCGUUCCAAGGCUCCGAUUUUGGUACAGGCAGAGGGGAUGCUGCCAAAGAUCGCAGAUUCUUGAUUUACACCCGCCAAUUACAUUUGAUUUGAAUGUUUAUAGACUCUUUUCAACAAAUGCAUUUUGUGCAUAUCCUACAAUCAGAGCAUGCACGACACUACAUUUCUUUGAGGCAUUCUGUGAAAGAGUUUACGUGCCUUGUCUUUGCUUCCACAUAGAACAUACAUGUUUACCAGAGCUUUUUGCCCUAUUCCGAAGCUCCCAUUAUACCUUCUGCAGCAACCAUUUGCAUACCCAAAAAUAACUGAAUCGCCCUUCCGCAGGAAAAUUACCCGCGAUUCAGAAUGAUGCUGGCAGCAUUAAAUCGAUUACGGUCAUCCACCUAUUUUCGCGCGGGAGCAGUUUAAAUUUAAGAGUUAACAACGAUAACCUCUUUGAACGGGAACGGACGGUGAAAGGGCAGGCCCACACCUGCCACCCUAAGCGGUCAAUGUUUAGAGUGUGCUGGUUAAGCCCAGCCAAGAAGACAUUCAUGUACAUAACAAAAAAUGGCGGCAAAUGACUAGACUAAGUGGACUGUCUUACAUGGAGUAAAUAACUGGGAGAGUGCAACAUCUAUAUCGAAUAGAGGUGGGAGAGGGAGAGGGAGAAGGAGAGGGAGAAGAUGGAGAUUAGGGUGCUGAAUGUGGCGGAGAAGCCAUCGGUGGCGAAGACUGUGGCGCAAAUUCUGUCUCACAACAAUUGCCAAACGAGGGAUGGGCGCUCGCGUUACAACAAAAUAUUCGAAUUCAAAUACAUGAUAAACAACCAGCGUUGUCAUAUGCUUAUGACAUCUGUUACGGGACACCUCAUGGAGCUUGAUUUCCACGAUCAAUACAGAAAGUGGCAUUCUUGUGACCCCACUGUUCUCUAUACCGCGCCCGUAAGGAAAUAUGUUCCCCAGGAGAAACAAGAGCUGAAGAUGACCUUAGAAGAGGAGGCCAGGAGAUGCCAAUGGCUUGUUUUAUGGCUUGAUUGUGAUAUGGAAGGAGAGAACAUUGCAUUUGAGGUCAUAGAUGUGUGUCAGGCUUCUAAUCCUCAUCUUCAUAUACGGAGAGCUCACUUUUCAGCUUUGAUUGAAAGAGAUAUUCAUGAAGCUGUGCAAAGGUUGGGCCAACCAAAUCGUUUCUUUACUGAUGCAGUUGAUGCCAGACAGGAAAUUGAUCUUCGGAUUGGUGCCUCCUUCACACGGUUUCAAACUAUGUUAUUGCAAGAUGCUUUUUUGCUUCCUUCUUCCGAGGACGAGAGAAAACUUGUCUUAAGUUAUGGACCUUGCCAGUUUCCAACUCUUGGUUUUGUUGUUGAGAGAUAUUGGGAAAUACAAGCACAUGAGCCAGAAGAAUACUGGACAAUAAAUUGUUCUCAUACCUCAGAGGAUAGCACAGCAACAUUUAAUUGGGCGCGGGGGCAUCUGUUCGAUUAUGCAUGUGCUGUAAUAAUUUAUGAAAUGUGUGUGGAGGAACCCACUGCAACUGUUACAAAUGUAAUUCAUCAAGAGCGGCGGAAAUAUCCACCUUAUCCACUAAGCACCAUUGAAUUACAAAAACGUGCUUCCCAUUACUUCCGUAUGAGUUCAGAACGUACCAUGAAGGUAGCAGAGGAGCUAUACCAGUGGGGUUUUAUUAGUUACCCUCGUACUGAGACUGACCACUUCUCAGAAAAUGCAGAUUUACAGGCAAUAGUGCGAGAUCAACAAGAGCAUCCUGUAUGGGGAACAUAUGCACAGCGGCUGCUUAACCCUGAAGAAGAUCUUUGGAGAAAUCCUGGCAAUGGAGGUCAUGAUGACAAAGCACAUCCACCUAUUCACCCAACUAAAUUUUCAGCAGGCGAAUCAAAUUGGAGUCCAGAUCACAAGAAACUUUAUGAACUGGUUGUACGGCAUUUCCUUGCUUGUGUAUCACAACCUGCUCUAGGUGCUGGGACGACAGUUGACAUUGAUAUUGCUGGUGAAAAGUUUUCAGCUUCUGGUCUCAUGAUUAUAAUGAAAAACUACCUGGAAAUUUAUAAAUAUGAAUCUUGGGGAGGCUCUGUUAUUCCAACAUUUAUUCGUGGACAACAGUUUGUUCCAACUAGGUUGACACUUGAUGCAAGUGUGACAAGACCUCCUCCUCUAUUGAGUGAAGCUGACUUGUUGGGUUGUAUGGAUAAGGCGGGCAUUGGUACUGAUGCAACUAUGCAUGAUCACAUAAAGAAGCUCCUAGAUAGGUGCUAUGUAACUAAAGAUCCAAAUACUCGAUUCUGUCCAACAAACCUGGGGGAGGCGCUUGUUAUGGGUUAUGAUGCUAUGGGAUAUGAACUCUGGAAACCAUACCUUCGAGCCAUGAUGGAAGGUGACAUGAAAGCUGUGAGUAUAGGCUCAAAGACAAAAGAUGAAAUUUUGGCUACUUGCUUGCAGCAAAUGAAAGCAUGCUUUGUUGGUGCGAAGUCUAAUAAGGAGAAACUUUUUGAAGCUAUGGAACUUUUCUUUGAAAGGUCUCAAAGACAAGGAGGUGGGGAGCAACAUGCUGUUGGAGAAAUUGUUUGUCAUUGUAAACUUUGCCAAGCAUCUGAUAUGGUUCUCAAAAAAAAACCAGAUGGAAAGUUCAUGGUUGGAUGCCUCAAUUUUCCACUUUGUAGAAAUGUCGUAUGGUUGCCAGGAGCAAUAUCUGAAGCUGUAGUGACUAAUCAAUCUUGCAACACUUGCGUGCCAGACCACAUUUUCAAAAUCCAGUUUAAAUUUCGACGAAUGGAAAUACCAGCCCAAUACAGCACAGAACAUUUGGGCUGUAUCGGCGGUUGUGAUGGGAUCCUCAAGGAAUUGAUUGAGAUAUGUGGAACUGGCCCAGCAAGAGGGCGACAACCUGCACAAGCACCUGUAAACUCUCGGCAGAGUGCAUGUCGGAAUUGUGGACAGCCAGGUCAUAGUUCUAAUGAGUGUCCUCAGCUACCUAGAGGGCGCCCAUCUGUUAACUCAAGCAGAGGAGGAAGAGCAAGUUCAAGCAGAGGAAGAGCACCCUCGACCAGAGGAGGAAGGGCGAACCGAACAAGUAGCACCAGUAGCAGAGGAAGAAGACAGGGAAAUGGUAGUUUUGUAAGUGCCACCGGUGAGCAGCUUUCUGCUGGAGACAGAAGGUGCUUUGUUUGUGGAGAUCCUUCCCAUUUCGCAAAUGCUUGCCCUAACCGUGCAUGAUAAUUAAUUUUAUUAUCUAUUUGGCUUCCAUCCUGCUAAUGUGUUUCAUUUUGCCAACCACAAUACUGUCAUCAUGUUCUAUAAUAUAUUACCUCGGAUAGAUUAUAUUUUCAUCGAUUUUGACCAUGGAUUUUAGGCCUUUGUGUUUUGGAGGAUUAUGAAACUGACUACCAAUUGCAUGUGCAAAACAAACUUCCACAUAGCAAAUGAUAUGAGUUCUUUCUUAUUUCUCUAA